AUGAAAGACAAGAUCCUUCCAAAUUGGUUUGGUCAUGAUUGUCCUCGGUGCGGUCAUGGGACUUUGGGCAAGUUGUCGUAUGUCAAGCCGAAGAAAGCAUGGGGGUACAGAUGCGGUCACAGGCACUGCCACAAACUUCUUCUGGCUCAUGACUUUCAUCCCAUCUUCUUCACGGGCGCAGGAAAUUCCUUCACAAGCCUUCGUCAUCAAGCGGCAGUGCUCUUUUGUGCGGUUGCCGGUGUCUCUUGUCAAGCUGCGCAUCUCAUUCUUGACCUUGAUCACAAAGCCGUGGAGCGGGUUUACACCAACGUUGACAUCGCUCGGGCUCGUUAUGUUCAGUUGAAAGAGAAGGAUAUCCAAUACGGAGGCAAGUGGCAGGACGUUGAAGUGGACGAAGUGGAUUUAGGAAAGCUUACGGUUGUUCUCCACAGCGACGGUGCCCGUGCCUACAAGUUAAAACUCCCGGGGAUGGUGCACUGCAACGUGGUGCACAAGAAAAAAAAGGUGAAGGUGAAUGGUAAGGUGCAAUGGGUGAAGCCACACUACACCAAGAUCUACACCUUGAAAUUGCCCACGGGGGGAACGAUGCAGGUGAAGCGCAAUAUGUGGGAGGUUACCGGCAAUAUGCUGGAUACCUUGUUUUGGGCAUCCUGA
This is a messenger RNA of Symbiodinium sp. CCMP2456, 654 nucleotides long. NCBI's taxonomy places the organism in Eukaryota, Dinophyceae, Suessiales, Symbiodiniaceae. The record is from the annotation of a GenBank genome assembly.